GGGCCGGCGGCUUUGACAUCUCGUGUGCGUAAGUGAUUCCAAAGUCAAGACCAUUGCGAGCCGGACCCACGGCUUAUCAUCGACUGGCCAGUGACGAAGGCAGUCAGGUUAUCGCUGGGUUGAUGUAGCUAACACUGUGCCCCAGUGAUUCAAUUCCCUCGAAAGUAUUGUACGAGGAGUGCUGAUUAUUUCGAAUAUAUGUCGUGUGGGCAAGUGUCGAAUUUCUCGCGUUCACAGAAGGUUUCUUUGUUGCCGUCAAUCGGGACUGACAUCAGUCAACAAUUGUGCUUCGCACCGAUCGCAUCCGUCGAGCCAUAGAUCCCAUAUAUCUAUUGUACGAUAUUAGUACGAGUAUAAGCGCUGAGUUUAGUCGUAAAAUCGCUGAAAUAAUGUCGGCGAAAUUGCUAAUUGCGGCGCUUAGUUUGUGCCAACUGCAGUCGGGGCUAGUACAGGGUAUAUCAUUAUCGCUCGGAGAUAUAACCCUUUUCAAUGUUAACUUCAAAACGCCAACUUUUUUGGGAAGAUCCGUGGCGGUGGACAGCAAUGUGCGGCUGGAGAACGAUGUGGAUCCUGAUAUUCAGGAGGAUUCACACUUAAAUACGUACAGUCUGAUAAAAAAGUAUGGCUACCCGGCGGAGAAUCACACGUUGGAGACGGAUGAUGGAUACAUCCUCACCCUGCACAGGAUCGCCAGACCGGGAGCAACGCCAGUGCUUCUGGUGCACGGCCUACUGGAUAGCUCAGCCACUUGGGUGAUGAUGGGACCGAACAAGGGACUUGGUUACCUGCUCUACGAUCAGGGGUACGAUGUCUGGAUGGCCAAUGUUCGGGGCAAUACGUACUCGAGAAAGCACGUUAAGUAUAGCACCCACCAUGCCAAGUUCUGGGACUUUACAUUCCAUGAGAUGGGAAAGCAUGAUAUACCCGCCACGAUCGACUACAUCCUCAAUUCGACGGGCGUCAGCCAAUUGCACUACAUUGGCCACUCCCAGGGAACCGUUGUGUUCUGGAUCAUGGCCAGCGAGAAACCCGAGUACAUGGACAAGAUCAUUCUGAUGCAGGGAUUGGCCCCGGUGGCAUUCCUGAAGCACUGCCGCAGUCCGGUGGUCAACUUUCUGGCCGAGUGGCAUCUAUCGGUGAGCUUGGUCCUCAAGUUGAUUGGCGUUCACGAGUUUCUGCCCAAGAGUGAGUUCAUCAGCAUGUUCAACCGGAUCAUCUGCGACGAGACAACCAUUACGAAGGAGAUCUGUUCGAACGUCAUCUUCCUGACCACCGGAUUCGAUAAGCUCCAGCUGAACGAGACUAUGCUGCCGGUGAUCGUGGGUCAUUCUCCGGCCGGGGCCUCCACCAAGCAGAUGCAGCACUUUGGACAACUCAACAGAUCAGGAGGCUUCAGGCAGUAUGAUCACGGAUGGCUUAGGAACCACUGGAUCUACGGCACCAUUGAUCCGCCAUCCUAUCACCUGGAGAAUGUCCGGGCCAAGGUGGCACUAUAUUAUGGCCAAAACGAUUGGCUGGCCCCGCCGGAGGAUGUGGAAAUGCUGCACCGCAAGCUGCCCAAUGUGGUGGAGAAAUAUCUGGUGGAGGACAAGGAGUUCAACCACUUGGAUUUCAUAUGGGGCAUCGAUGCUCGGGAACUUUUGUGGGACCGAAUGCUGGAAAUAAUGCGAAAUCAUGAGAAUUCAGUUAUCUAAAGGGGAAUAGGAGUAUGGUUAAAAUUUAGUUAUUCACAGUAUAAUAUAUUUAGGUUAGGUAUUUAUUGUUUAGUAGAAACUAAGACAAUUUUACCAUGGUAAAAGCCAAUAAAACAAGUUAUAAUUAAUA
This is a messenger RNA of Drosophila sechellia, 1824 nucleotides long. RefSeq names its product Lipase 4 (gene Lip4). The record is from RefSeq and is a predicted model, not a curated record. Bases 390 to 1694 code for a protein of 434 amino acids. Gene Ontology annotation, molecular function: hydrolase activity, acting on ester bonds. Lineage: Eukaryota; Metazoa; Arthropoda; Insecta; Diptera; Drosophilidae. The transcript is spliced from 4 exons.